AUGGCUGACCCGGCUGCGGGGCCGCCGCCGAGCGAGGGCGAGGAGAGCACCGUGCGCUUCGCCCGCAAAGGCGCCCUCCGGCAGAAGAACGUGCACGAGGUGAAGAACCACAAAUUCACCGCCCGCUUCUUCAAGCAGCCCACCUUCUGCAGCCACUGCACCGACUUCAUCUGGGGCUUCGGGAAGCAGGGAUUCCAGUGUCAAGUUUGCUGCUUUGUCGUGCACAAGCGUUGCCAUGAGUUCGUCACGUUCUCCUGCCCUGGUGCAGACAAGGGCCCAGCCUCUGACGAUCCCCGGAGCAAACACAAGUUUAAGAUCCACACCUACUCCAGCCCCACCUUUUGUGACCACUGUGGAUCGCUGCUGUACGGACUCAUCCACCAGGGGAUGAAAUGUGACACCUGUAUGAUGAACGUCCACAAGCGCUGUGUGAUGAAUGUCCCCAGCCUCUGUGGCACUGACCACACGGAACGCCGCGGCCGUAUCUACAUCCAGGCUCACAUUGAAAGGGAGGUCCUCAUCGUUGUCGUAAGAGAUGCUAAAAAUCUUGUACCUAUGGACCCCAAUGGCUUGUCAGAUCCCUACGUUAAACUGAAACUGAUUCCUGAUCCCAAAAGUGAGAGUAAGCAGAAGACCAGGACCAUCAAGUGCUCUCUCAAUCCAGAGUGGAACGAGACCUUCAGAUUUCAGCUGAAGGAAUCAGACAAAGACAGAAGACUGUCCGUAGAGAUCUGGGAUUGGGACCUGACCAGCAGGAAUGACUUCAUGGGAUCUCUGUCAUUUGGGAUUUCGGAACUGCAGAAGGCUGGCGUGGAUGGCUGGUUCAAGCUACUGAGCCAGGAAGAGGGCGAGUACUUCAAUGUGCCUGUGCCACCGGAGGGAAGCGAGGGCAAUGAAGAGCUGCGGCAGAAGUUUGAGAGAGCCAAGAUCAACCAGGGUACCAAAGCUCCAGAAGAAAAGACAGCCAACACCAUCUCCAAAUUUGACAACAAUGGCAACAGGGACCGGAUGAAACUGACCGAUUUUAACUUCCUGAUGGUGCUGGGGAAAGGCAGCUUUGGCAAGGUCAUGCUCUCAGAGCGGAAAGGUACAGAUGAGCUCUACGCAGUGAAGAUCCUGAAGAAAGACGUGGUGAUCCAAGAUGACGAUGUGGAGUGCACGAUGGUUGAGAAGCGGGUGCUGGCCCUGCCUGGGAAGCCGCCCUUCCUGACUCAGCUCCACUCCUGCUUCCAGACCAUGGACCGCCUGUACUUUGUGAUGGAGUAUGUGAAUGGGGGUGACCUCAUGUACCACAUCCAACAAGUUGGCCGGUUCAAGGAGCCCCACGCAGUAUUUUACGCUGCAGAGAUUGCCAUCGGUCUGUUCUUCUUACAGAGCAAGGGCAUCAUUUACCGUGACCUAAAACUUGACAACGUGAUGCUGGAUUCCGAGGGGCACAUCAAGAUCGCAGACUUUGGCAUGUGUAAGGAGAACAUCUGGGAUGGGGUGACAACCAAGACUUUCUGCGGCACUCCGGACUACAUUGCCCCAGAGAUCAUCGCUUAUCAGCCCUAUGGAAAGUCUGUGGACUGGUGGGCGUUUGGAGUGCUGCUCUAUGAAAUGCUGGCCGGCCAGGCACCUUUUGAAGGGGAGGAUGAGGAUGAGCUGUUCCAGUCCAUCAUGGAGCACAAUGUGGCAUAUCCCAAGUCCAUGUCGAAGGAAGCUGUGGCCAUCUGCAAAGGGCUAAUGACCAAACACCCAGGCAAGCGUCUGGGUUGUGGACCUGAAGGGGAACGAGACAUUAAAGAACAUGCAUUUUUCCGGUAUAUUGACUGGGAGAAACUCGAACGCAAGGAGAUUCAGCCACCAUAUAAACCAAAAGCUUGUGGGCGAAAUGCUGAGAACUUCGACCGGUUUUUCACCCGUCAUCCACCAGUCCUAACACCUCCUGACCAGGAAGUCAUCAGGAAUAUUGACCAAUCAGAAUUCGAAGGAUUUUCCUUUGUUAACUCUGAAUUUUUAAAACCUGAAGUCAAGAGCUAAGUAGAUCUGUAGAUCUCCGUCCUUCAUUUCUGUCAUUCAAGCUCAACAGUUAUCAUGGUGACAUUUUUUUUUUUUAAAUCAUUGCCAAGUUACAUCUGUGUUUUCUUUUCUGAUGAGGCUAGAGUGGCCAUGUUUCAGAACCCAAAUGUCCUCAAGUAGUUUGGAGCAUCUCGAGGAGAUGGGAUUAUGCAGGUGGCAUGAAGAAGGUGCUGCAUAAUUGAGACACGCUCAAAGUCCUCCUACUGUGUGCAACCCCAGCAUGUCGGGCCCACCGGGGAGAGAAAAAGCUUGCUUUCUCUCCCUCCUUCUCUGCACCGCCAUUUUUUACCCAAUCAUGGAGUCUACAUCCUCCCUACAAAAUGGAUGGAUGAGCUGAAUGCUAACAAUAGCCUUUCACGUUCCAGACUGGGAGCUUGGCUUGAAUCCAACUGUAUGGCUGCUUUGCCCUAGAGGGAAUCCCUCCACACUGCCUCUUCCGCAGGCAGUAGAGCUUUGAAAAGAACAUGCUAAAAAUAAAGUUUUAUUUUUAUUUUUUAAACUCAACGUUAAGACGAUUAUCUAAGACCUGAUAAGAAAGAAAGAAAGAAAGAAAGAAAGAAAGAAAGAAAGAAAGAAAGAAAGAAAGGAAGGAAGGAAAGAAGAAAGGAAGGAAGGAAGGAAGGAAGGAAGGAAGAAAGAAAGAAAGAAAGAAAGAAAGAAAGAAAGAAAGAAACCAAGCAAACAGGAAUGCGCUUUUAGACAAGUCAAUCUAAAAGCACUUCCAGGGUCAAAGGGCAAUCAGCUUGAGUGCUACCACCAUGCUGCAGUUUCUAACCCUGUGUGUCUGAAACUGGUACCCUCAUUCCCCAAACUACUCAAGAACGGCAUUUGGCACUGUUCCUGGAACCACAUGGCCACUCUAGCAAGGUCCCAAAGGACCAUGAUUUUACAUUACAUUUCAAACGUUAUUUGCUUUUUUUAUUUCUGUCAUUGUUGAAAUGCAAACAAACAAACAUACAAAAAAAAGUCACUUUUGUUACACGUGCUUUAAAAACUAUGUCCAGAUGUCAUGAACCACAAUGGCCUGCUUUGUUGAACCAAGAAGACGGGGCCUGGCAGACUUGUGCCUGUGGGGAGGGGGUUUGUGGAGGUGUACCGCUAGCAUUGGAGAAUGGAUACUGGGCUCUAAGAAAGACACCAGCUCUCCAAACCAUGACGGUUGCAUUCUUCAGUUUGAUGUCAUUUUGCAAGAUGUUUGUGGAAAUGUUCAUUAGCACUGCAGUAUCUGUUCUGAUAUUUUUUUCUCCUAGCAUCAAGGUACAAUAAAAAAAAAAAAGACAGAAAAGAAAUCCUAUUUCAAAGAAAACUAUACUAUUUGAACAAUGAGGACCCACACUACAAAGUAGGGCCCAAGGAAGGAACUCAGGAAAAGGGGGGCUGAAGCUGCCUCUUAUGUAGCCUCAGUGUUCAACCAGCCAGGGAGCAGGGCCUGGAGACCAUUCAGGGAAUGUCUGGUGGCCUAAAAUGGGGUAGGGUAGACAGGCUGGAGCCUCCCCCCUACACACACUGUCAGAGUUGAGAGUCCAUAUUCUCACCAGCAUCAAGCUUAGCCGCUAGCUAGGAACGUGCCCAUCACAUUAAGCUUCUCAUCAAAAUCGCUACUCUUCCAAGUUUGAGCUUCCUUGAGCAAGCAACUCAGUGAGCUCCCAGAAGCCAAGUGGUGGGAGAGACUUCAUUUUCCUCUGGACAGAUGAGGACUGCAGGUGACACCCCUCACCCUUGCUUACAGCUCAGCUUCCUGUUCCUCUCUGGCAGUCCUAAAGAGAAUUCUUGUCAUAGGUCCAAAGAUUUCCUGGCCCUCCGGGGUUUCUGAGAAAUCCUUCAGAACUAUCAAGGGAAGAAUGCCUCCUCCUCUUUAAGAAAACAUGCCUUGGGGUUCUGCUGAUGCAAAGACCCUCAGAGUUCAUUCUUUGCUGGCUUCUUAUGUCACUCUGCUUCAAGCUUGGCACCUGUCCCUCUUAGAUGAUGUGAAGCAAACUUGAUGUCCUAGCUGCCAGUCUUAGGAUGCUAGUAACAGGGAGAGAUCAGGGCAACCCCACUCCUCAUUUUAUUAUUGGGGCAGACAAUACAAAUAGCGGCCAUCCUCCCAAUACCAGGUGGGCUCUGUCCAUUCUGUAACAAAACAAAUAUCUCUGAGCCAUAUACACACUCCCAAGAAAGUUAUGUAGGGUCUUUCAUCUGGCUACCAAGUCACAAGGCUUUGGACAUAUGCUCAGAAUAAAAACCACAGUGAAUCAUUGGGCCAUUGGCAAGUGAUCUGAGACAACCUUAGAAAACAAUGUAGGAAGGAUGGAUUAGUGGAUAGGUAGAUAAGAUCUAUAGAUAGAUAGAUAGAUAGAUAGAUAGAUAGAUAGAUAGAUAGAUAGAUAGAUAGAUAGAUGAUAGAUAACAGUAUAUAUGUAAAUAUAUACACUACACUCUACAUUUUCAGAUUCUUGACAUUAUUUUUCAAGGGCCACAGUUUUCAGGAAUAGAUACUCAAGCCAAAGUCUCCCUUCCCUUAGCGUACUUUGCUGAGGGUGGGUCCCAGAAACUUCUGUGGAAGUAAGGGAUCAUUAAUCAGACUUCCUACUGUUUCCUCUUCUACCAACUUUGUAGAUCAGAGGAAACCAAGAAACAGCUUUCAUCACAUACUUGAGGGAAAUUUUUGAAAUUUUAUCCAAGAAGAAAUAUUUUCAUUUAUUUUUGCAGUCAUCCACUUAUGCCCCCUCCAUCCAUUCAGGCAACACUUACUGAGCACCAACUGCCAGGCUGGGUGUCAGGAUCAUGCUGAGAAAUACUAAACAUGCAGCCCCUCUCUUUCUCCCUCUCCUCCAGCAUGUGGGAGGGACAGCCAUAAAACAAGUAACGAAAAGCAGGAUGAGGUCUAGAGUCCCCGGGUUUAUUAAGAAAAUCCACUAUGGAUGUCUUUGCUGCUUCUUAGUCUCUCUACAGACCACAGUUUGAAGCUGAGGGCAUCCUCUCAACCUAGGUUUCUGCAGCAGUCAUGUAGUGUGGAGGGUAGGGAAGGAGAGAGGUGAGAGGGACUCUUCUAGAAGGCCAAAGACACAAUCUCCAUAUUUGAUCAAACUACAGAAAGCUCCCCCAAUGUCAGCAGACGGGUACCAAGUUUUCUCUCCUUGUGAAGAAAGGGAGCUACCUGGCUUUAUGACUUCAUUCUGUGUCUUGAGUGUCACCUCUCAUGGUACAUCACUCAGAUAGCCACAGGCCCUCUUAGAAUACUGCUAAUCACAGCACGUGACCCUUGCCAGUCACAUGUGACCCUCAUGGUCAUGUGUGACCCCUCUAGCACACCUAAAACAGGCUUAAGUUUUCCACCAAAACAAAAUAAAGCAAAAAAACAUAUUUAACUUCUAAGAUAAUUGAAGAAAAAAGAAAAAUGAAAUCAAAGAAAUCUAAUUAAAGUUGUUAUCUGUGGCCAAUUGUAUGUCUGGAUCCGCGAAUCUACCCUUUUCAGUCCUUAGGAUUCUCGCUGAUCUCUUCCGAGAAAGGACAGGAUCGUGAUUUAAUGGUCCAUGAGAGGCCAGUGGGAUUAAUGCUCUUCCUAGGAGGAGUGUUUCUGUUCUCGUGUGACUCCAGAUGCUACAACCCCAGAAAGAAUUGUCACAACAAAGGGGCCCAUUCCCUCCCAACAGGCUAGGGUAAAAUCCUGGAGGAUUUUCUGGGACCCCUCAGGAGAUGAAGCCCUUUAAAAGGAAGUCUUAUUUGGAACACAUGGCCUAUUGAAGUAUAGCAAAUAAGAGAAGCCUUCCAAAGUUAGAGUUGGUAGGAGAGGAGGUUCUGCCACAUCCUCUCAGAUAAGGAUGGCUAAGUAGGGAAAGACCCCAGAAGAGGAGCUGUCUGUCUUCUGGCCCCAGGUCUGCCCUUCUCCCGCCCACAUAGAGCCUUCUAGCUUCCAGACUUUGCUCGUACUCAAUUCACUUCCUCCUGGCACUCAAUUCACUUCCUCCUGGCUCCAAGUGCAGUGUCUGUUUAUGUAAAGCCUUAAGGCUGGUGGAAGUAACUGCUAUCAUUUUGCUUCGGUGUGAAGAAAGAUCUGCCUCAGGAAUUAGGGAAAGCAAGGAGGCACUCCUUUAAUCAACUCUUCUUUGAUUGGCUCAGUGAGUGCUUAUGAACACCCUACUGUGUGCUCAUAAACAGCCUACUGUGUGCUCAGUACUGUUCCGGGCAUUGGAAGCACAAUAGCACAGGAACAGACAAGGGCCUUGCCCUCCUGGGAAAGAAACAGUGUGAAUUUCCCAAAGCAGCAAAUGCGCAGAAGACAGUGGGAAAGGCGCUGACCUGUGGCUUGUAGAAUCAUGACAAAAAAAAAAAAAAAAAAAAAAACCAGACAGUAGUAAAGAAACAGAAGACAUCCCAGUUUCCCUCUGGAUCAAAAAGGAACACAUUGAGUGCCCAAGCCUAGGACCUUCCACAAAAUGCACACAGCAAAGUGUGAACAGGACACAGCAAAAGAUGUCCCACCAUGUAGAAAACAACUUCAUGAGUAGCCUGUUCCUCUCUGCCCACAUUCUUCCAGAGGACCCCCUGAUGCCAGUUUGUCCUGCUCAAUCCCAUUACCCUACUCAGACACCCCAGGUGGAAGUAGGGAAUAUCUUGUCUGUCUCAGGGGAGCAUCCAAGAAAAAGUAGUUUUGAGCCUGGUAACAGGAAAUCCUUAUCAACCAGUCUCUCCGUUAGUGGCUAAGCCUACUAAGAUUGACCAAACUGAGUCAACCAACAAACUCCAGUGUGACAGAACCUUGGCUUCAGCCAGGCACCAGCUACCCUGUGCUCGAGGAUCCCAGGCAUUGUGAAAAUAGCCCUUAGGCCGUCUCUCCAGCCAGAGCAGCUCUAAUGAGGUAAAAUAGCUGCUAUGUGGUCAGACACAAAUCCUGAGCCCACUGUGCAGUCUUGGGCAAGCCCCUUCACUGACCUGUGCCUCAGUUUUCUCAUACAUCAAACAUGGGGAGGCAAGGACAUCAACUUUGCCUUUUCAAGACAGGUGAGGUGAGAAUGGGAAGGAGUAAUGGACUUACAGGGACCCUGGAGAGGCCAGCACAUCAGAAAGACCCAUUAGUCAGCCCACAGUGACAUUCCCUGGGGGAACCCGCCUCAAAGUGGAGCUAGUGGUGCCUAUAGACAUGCAGUCAUGCAGACAGGGAGGGAAGGAAGGAAGGAAAGGAAGAAGGAAGG
Molecule: messenger RNA, 7235 nt
Organism: Arvicola amphibius (Eurasian water vole)
Lineage: Eukaryota; Metazoa; Chordata; Mammalia; Rodentia; Cricetidae
Gene: Prkcb
Product: protein kinase C beta
Exons: 17
Coding region: 1-2022 (673 amino acids)
Biological process (GO): protein phosphorylation
Molecular function (GO): zinc ion binding; diacylglycerol-dependent serine/threonine kinase activity; ATP binding
Source: RefSeq, a predicted model, not a curated record